Messenger RNA from Dibothriocephalus latus, 225 nucleotides. The record is from the annotation of a GenBank genome assembly. NCBI's taxonomy places the organism in Eukaryota, Metazoa, Platyhelminthes, Cestoda, Diphyllobothriidea, Diphyllobothriidae.
AUGAUGUUAACACGAAAGGCUACUUUGGACGACAAAAAACUGUCUGUCUUGUCUCCGGGGUUGCAAGCGAAAUUUGACGCCAUCAAGAAGCAGCACGCUGAGGAGAAGAAGAAACUAGAGGAGAAGCGUAGAAUCUUGGCUGAAGAAAUGGCUGCCUUCGAACGCCGAAAGCAACUAGCAGAACAAGCCAAGCAGGGCAACUUGACAAUGAAGAAAAAGAAGUGA